Molecule: messenger RNA, 1155 nt
Organism: Peronospora belbahrii
Lineage: Eukaryota; Oomycota; Peronosporomycetes; Peronosporales; Peronosporaceae
Source: the annotation of a GenBank genome assembly
AUGGUUUCGGUUGUAACAAACUCGUCAACCAAACCAGCGUCGGCAUUAAGGCCACUAAGCACCAUGGACUCGCGUCGUGCCUACAUGGAAAUGGUGACACUUGACAAGAAAUUACGGGAUUUAUUACGUGCCAAUCCACUCAACACUCAAGACGCGAAUGUCUUACGUCGUCGACUCAUGGAUGCUGCUUUGCGUCUAGUGGACAUUCAUACAACCUUUGCAGCAUCAAAGGAAGUUGAAUUGGCACUUUGGAAACCGUGUUUCUAUCGUCGUAUUGAAGACUUUCGCCGUCGUAUUCGCAAAUACGCGGCAGCAGCACAGACGGACCGGAACGUACGCGAGCAUUUUGCACGUGUAUCAAGCGAGUUUCAGCAGUUUUUAACGGAAGCAUCAGGCUUUUACGUACACUUAAGAGAUGUAUUUGCUUCGUGGCUACAGCAAAAUCAGCUUGGAGCGGCUCCUACGAAUAGUAGCGACGCUGCGGCCUCUGACAUCGGAGACUUGGCACGAUACCGUGAACUGCACAGUCAGAAGGCUAAGAAGAAUUUUGCAGCGGCUGAGGCGCUGUACCAUCGUGCAUUGGCGGUACUACCGGAAAACGGUAAUCCGCACAAUCAAUUGGCAGUAUUGGCGACAUAUGUCGAGGCAGAGACCGUGGCAGUGUAUCACUACUGUAGGAGUCUGCUAACAUCGCAGCCUUUUACAACAGCAGAGGAAAACCUCGCAUUGCUCUUUGAGCGCAGCCGUCAGCGUCCAUUGGCUGCACCUAUUACGUUUACUACGUCGACUCCGUCUGCAAAGGAAAAGUCGGCGCUCUUGAAGAGCUACUUGCACCGACUUACGCGAAUGCAUGGCAUCUUGUUUGCUCUCUCUUCGCCUCGCGGAUCCCCCACAGCUUCGUCAGCUAGCGGUACCAGCAAUCAAAAGACGGUGCCAAUGUAUCCGCGUGAUAUGGAGGCAGUUUUGUUCAAGGAUAUGCGGACGCUUCUGCAUGCAGGUGUGGUUGGAGAUGCGUUGCUGCUGAAAGUUGUGGUUACGAACAUCUUUUUGCAUCAUUCGAGCCUCGGACUCGCGCUCCCAAUUUGCACCAAUCGAGGAUGCUCUUCGUCUUUCGAUUCGUACGAUCACCUGUGUUCUGGAGUUUCUUCUGGAUAG